AUGUCGGACCAGCAGCUGUCCCAGGUCCUCGAGCUGCUCCAGAAGCUUAAUGCAAAGCAGGAGGCGCUAGCUGAGCAGGUCGCCGCCCUCACCUCCCGCGCCCCUGGCACACCCGGAGUCGAGGAGAUCCCGUGCGGUCCCGCGGGGAUCAACGCGCCUCUCGGCGGCGGAAUUCGCGCGUACCGCUCUGCGUCGCGGAGUACUGCAUCGCCACCCCCCGUGGUGGCGCCACUCGCCUCGCCCACCCCCAGCAGCGUGUUUGGCACGUCGCCGACGGCCAGCACCUCGCUGUCACUCACCGCCCUGAAUGGGAAGAGCGAGAAUAAGGCAGAGGUCGAGGAGAAGGCAGAAAAGAAGAAGGGCCUGUACCCAUCGCGUGUGGUUCUGACGACCUACCCAGGCCAGGCUGGUAUCAAUCCCGUUCCUAUCAACUGGGGUGCUGGUCCCUCGCCCCUUGACCGCGGCCCCGUCGUCUGCUCGCGUAUCGCCAAGAAUCUCCUCAUGCGUAAUUCGAUCGGCGCGCACGCCGGUAGUUACUCUAUCUACCGUGCACUGUCGAUCGCCAUGGGUCAGCUCUCUCCCAGCUGGCGCCCCGAUCUGCGCAACACGCAUCCUCCGUUCGUCCUCUCCCCGCAGCCUGGCUGGUUUGGGGAUGGGAAGGGCGGUAACGAGCGCGACUGGAAGAUCGUCUCGUUUGACCCAUGGGGCGCCAUGGUACAGGAGAUCUGGGGGAAGGAGUAUGGCGAGGGACUGGACGUGCGCCCGACGAUUUCCCAGACCAAGGCGCACAUCAAGAUCGAGGAGCUGGACGUGCUCGCGCGCAAGGGCGAGUUCCCCAUCGACGGCGACAUCGUGAUCAAGAGUCCAGAGCUCCCUUCCUUCCCUGGUGUCGACCAGGGUGUUGAGGUCAACACCUUCAAGGCCGCCGUCGACCCCGUCUGGUACCUCCCUGGUGUGGCCGAACGCCUUGGCAUUGAUGAGAGUACCCUCCGCCGCGCCCUCUUCGAGGACACCGGUGGCAUGUACCCCGAGCUCCUCACGCGUCCGGACAUCAAGAUCUUCCUUCCCCCAAUUGGCGGCAUGACCGUGUACAUUAUGGGUGACCCGGCCAAGCUCAGUGACCCCAACACCGAGGUGACGUGCCGUCCCCACGACUCGUGCUCGGGCUCUGAUGUCUUCGGCUCGGACAUCUGCACGUGCCGCCCCUACCUUAUCUUCGGUAUCUCGGAGGCGAUCAAGUGUGCUCAGCGCGGCGGUGUUGGUGUCGUCGUCUACUUCCAAAAGGAAGGUCGCGCCCUGGGCGAGGUGGUCAAGUACAUGGUGUACAACCGCCGCAAACGCGGUGGCGACAGUGCAGCCGAGUACUUCAACAACACGUCGGCCGUCGCGGGUGUCAAGGACGCGCGGCACCAGGCGCUCAUGCCAGACGUGCUGCACUGGCUCGGCAUCAAGCACAUUACCAACCUCAUCAGUAUGAGCAACAUGAAGUACGAUGCGAUCAUCAAGUCGGGCAUUACGGUGCAGAACCGGUACGAGAUCCCCGACGAGCUCAUUCCCGCGGAUGGACGCGUCGAGAUUGACGCCAAGAUCCAAGCCGGUUAUUUCUCCAAGAAGGAGGUCACGGAUGAGGUUGUUCACAAGACCAAGGGACGCAACUGGGAGGACAUCGUCCACUAA
Molecule: messenger RNA, 1677 nt
Organism: Cutaneotrichosporon oleaginosum
Lineage: Eukaryota; Fungi; Basidiomycota; Tremellomycetes; Trichosporonales; Trichosporonaceae
Source: RefSeq, a predicted model, not a curated record